CUAAUUAACAAAAUUUAUUUUUUUUAAUUUUAAAAUGACUGAUUCUAUACAAAAUACUUUAACAAGAAUUUUGGGUGGUCUUCCACCCGAAUCAACGGCUGAAUUAUGUGAUUUUACAAUAGCUCAACAAAAUGAAGUAAUGGAAUCACAAGGAGUAACUCCAAAUGUGAAAUCGGAUUAUAUUCCAAUAUUAGGUGAAUCAGUUACGUAUAUUGUUGCGAGUGUUAUAAUAAAUGAAUUAAAUGAGGUUUUGAUGGUACAAGAAGCAAAAGCUUCAUGUGCUGGUAAAUGGUAUUUACCAGCUGGAAGAAUGAAACCAAAUGAAAGUAUUAUUGAUGGAGCCAAAAGAGAAGUUGAAGAAGAAACAGGUUUAACUGUUGAUUUAACGUCAUUAAUUACAGUGGAAACUGUUCAGGGUACUUGGAUUCGAUUUGUAUUUUCUGGAUAUGUAACUGGUGGUGUAUUAAAGACACCUGACAAAGCUGAUGAGGAGUCUCUUCAAGCUAAAUGGGUUAAAAGUGUCGACUCUUUACAAUUAAGAGCUUCAGACAUUAUUAAUUUAGUAGAAAGAGCAAGGUUUUAUAAAGAGGCUCAAAAACGAUCAGAUCCUACUUGGCAUCCGGAUUUAUUACCAGCAGUUCAAAGCCAUAAACGUAUUUUGUUACGUGUGGUUAUCUGCGCACGUAAGCGGGCAACGAAUAGGCUAAAUUUUGUUAUUAGUGAAUUAGAAUCUAUGCAUUUACCAACAUGUGAAAUAUAUCCUACACGUUCGGUUCACGUUUCAUUAAAAAAAUUUAUGGUUAAUUUAUUUGGCGCAGAAGUACCUCAACAUAGGCCUCAUGGUUUAUUAAAUGUAGAACAUAAUGGUAUCGAAGGUAAUUUUGAUGGUUUUUGUUUAACACUUCUAGUAGCAUUUCGACCACCGGUAGAAGAUGUACCAAUUGUUGCAAAUAAAUGUAUUUGGCAAGAAAUAAAUUCUAAACACUUAGAAGAAUCAUUACUUAGAAAAAUUUCCAACAAAAAUGAAACAAUUCCACUAAAUGUAAUCCGUUAGGUUUGAAAAAAAUAUUAUAAUAAUCACGAAUACAAAAAAAUUGAAUAAACCUGAUUUCGAAUAAAAAUUCAAAUAGAUCUUAUUUAGAAAUGACAGCUUUUAAAACCAAUGAAAUUUGUAUAUUUUCUUCAGUAUACAGAACACACUUUACAGUCAAUCAAGCAAUAUACUGGGUGUUUCAGAGUAAAGAAUGAAAAAACAUGUCUUUUGUUAAAAAACUAGCGGUGAUUAUUCUUCAUCAUAUAACGUUCGCGUGUUAUAUGAUUAUUCACGGAAUUAGUUGAUUAAAUUUUUGUCGCCAAUUGACAAAUAUUCAAUUGAUAAAGUAGUCCAAAAUAAUCUCUAAAUGCAAACUGAGAGUUACGGAGAUUCUUCCAAAUUUUACAAAUUAUUAAUUUCUCUUCAAAUUUUACAAUUAUUACCAUUGAUUGAGAUUUGGAAUGAAAUACUCUUUCAAAUAAAAACAAAGAUUUAAUGAAAUCAUACACAACUUGUAGUAUUUAAUAUUAAAAUUUGAGCGCUUUUUAAUGAAAAGCUAUCUACAAUAAUUCGUUAUCAGUUAUUCAAUUUUCAUUUGUUAAUAAUAAUUAGUAUUAUAUCUGUUUCAAUAAAAUGACAAAAUACAGGGAAUAUUAUAAAUAAUAAGAUAUUGUUCAAUUAUUUUAUAUAUGGGUGUAUGAACAUGGACGUGUGUAAAUCACAUCUGAAAGAUAUUCCAAAGUUUUUUUAAUGAAAUUUUCUUUAAGCUAAGUCCACAUCACAGAAACACGAACGAACAUUUUAUUUUUAAAUAUAUCUAUAACAAAUAACAAUAAUCUUUUAGAAAUAUUCAGCAACAAGUUUCAGGUACAAGAAACAAUUAUAAUAUUCUUCGAUGUUUCUUGCGAUUUGAAUUUAGAUCUAAGAUCUUAAGCCACAUAUAAAAAAUUUGCCAGUGAAUUGAACAUAAUUGCCAUGCUCAUGCAACCUUAAUAGUUGUCGUCCGAAAACGAAAAGGUACUUUAAAGAUAAAAUAUAAAUAUUUUAAUUAAAAAAA
This is a messenger RNA of Chrysoperla carnea, 2090 nucleotides long. Its product is annotated as 8-oxo-dGDP phosphatase NUDT18. The transcript has 3 exons. The record is from RefSeq and is a predicted model, not a curated record. Gene Ontology annotation, molecular function: 8-oxo-GDP phosphatase activity; magnesium ion binding; 8-oxo-dGDP phosphatase activity. Lineage: Eukaryota; Metazoa; Arthropoda; Insecta; Neuroptera; Chrysopidae. Bases 35 to 1054 code for a protein of 339 amino acids.